Molecule: messenger RNA, 753 nt
Organism: Gongylonema pulchrum
Lineage: Eukaryota; Metazoa; Nematoda; Chromadorea; Rhabditida; Gongylonematidae
Source: the annotation of a GenBank genome assembly
AUGCUCGUAAGGCGAAAAUUAAAUUUUCUGAAAGGUUCAUGGUGGCCAGAUAUUGAUGAGCUGUUGGAAGCAAAUAUCCCGGUACAUCGAUUCACACAAAAAGCAGGCGAUGUUGUUUGGGUAGGAAGUGGUUGUAUUCAUUGGGUACAUAGCACUGGCUGGUGUAAUAAUGUGGCCUGGAAUGUUGGCCCACCGACACCUACGCAAUACGAAAUGGCUGUUUUCACACACGAAUGGAAUAAACUUAAUGGCUACAAAUCACUGGUACCAAUGCAGCAUUUAACAUGGCAACUGGCAAGAAAUAUUCGUUUCACAAACCAACAAAUGUACACAUUGAUCAGACAAAUGCUAAUACGCUCACUGGCCUAUACCAAAAUGAUUAUGGAUAUGUUAAGUAGCAUUGAUAAGCCAAUCCGUAUGCACCCAAGACAAAAGGGUGAAGUAUCACACUACUGCUCAACAUGCGAGAUCGAAGUAUGGAAUAUCCUAUUCGUGCGCGAAGUGAACGGUAAAUUUCCAGUUUAUUGUGUACAGUGCGCACGAAAAGCAGAUCUCGCUAAUUUCACGGUGCUACAACAGUACACUAUCGAUGAAUUGUGUAGCGUUUUCGAUCAAUUUCGUGUUCAUCCGUGCGCACGAAAAGCAGACCUCGCUAAUUUCACCGUGCUGCAGCAGUACACUAUCGAUGAACUGUGUAGCGUUUUCGAUCAAUUUCGUGUUCAUCCGCAAACCAAAGCUACCGUGGUGUGUUAG